This is a messenger RNA of Cooperia oncophora, 984 nucleotides long. Lineage: Eukaryota; Metazoa; Nematoda; Chromadorea; Rhabditida; Trichostrongylidae. The record is from the annotation of a GenBank genome assembly.
AUGGAAAGCAUCAUUAAAAGGCAAACUGCGGCUAUUCGGGACGUUGAAUCUCAGUUGAAUUUUAUGCAGCGGACCGCCUUGAGACCACUUUCCACGAAACAAACGAAUUACUCUCAACAGAAAAUAGUGAACAGUCCUCAAACACUGAAUCGUCCAGUGCAAAAUAAUCCUCGCCAAGAGCUUCCAGUUAUGGUGCAGGUUGGUCACAGAAACAGCAUUCAGCAUGGGAUGAAACGGAUAAGAGGCGUGCUGUUACUUAUUCGCAGUCUAAUUCAGAGAAGAGUCCGGAGUGAAGUGCAUCUUCCAAGUGCAGGUGUGCCGCCGCUUGCCAACAGCCAUAGGCAAUCCUUUGAUCAAACUCCUCAACGUCCAAACGGAAUGGCGCAAGCCCCUUCACAAGUGCCACGAACGCCCACUCUAUCACGGAUGCUUCAGACUCCUUCGCGCGCAUCUCAGGCACCUCCCAAUCUUUCACGGAUGCCUCAAAUUCCUGUCAAUACGCCAUCGCCUCAGACUCCUCAAAAUGUGCCCACUGUGAAGUCCUCUCGUGUAAAACUGGAAAUACCUUUCGCAAACGAGAAGUCGCUUAUCAACUUCUAUGCACCUAUAGCGGUCCCUACAUUGGAUUAUCCCUUGGAAUGUCAGCGUUGCAAGCUUGCCGGUCCCAACGAUUUAUCUCUGGAGAUCAAGACGGAACCAUCCAAUUUCCUUCUCACGAAAAAAGUACAAGGUGUUAUUAAGUGCAGUUCCAUGAAACCCUCUCCGAAGAAAGUGAGAAUAUUCUGCUAUUUGGAAAGUGCAAUCAAAGUACGACGGUGGACUUCUAGCUUACUGUACAACUUUGCAACUGCGGAGAAGAUAAAGUUCGAGAUUAUAUUUAGCAAAGGUUGGUUCUAUGAUCUUCCUGUUGCUUUUAGCUCGUAUAAUUGCGAUUUGUCAAUUUUCAAAUGUGUUAGAUCAUUUUGCCAUCCUCUCGUUGUGUAG